GCUUCCUGCUCCCUGUUACGUACCAAAAGUUUUAUUAUUUUGUAUCUUAAUUAUAUACCCCAAACUCUCUUAUACCCUUGUUCUCCAUCCCCCUACACCAUGGCGGAAUCCUCCAAUUCCGCCGCGGCCUCAGGCCCGGCCCAGUCCGCAGCGUCCACCAGCGCUCCCAAGCCCUCCAACCCAGCCUUCAGAAUGCUUGGAAUGCCGAAUCUCCGCAUGAAACUCCCCUCCCGGAACUGGAUGAUCUUCUUCACCAUCACCGGAUCGUUCGCCGCAGCUGUCAUUUACGACCGGAGAGAGAAGCGCCGCGCACAACAAAAAUGGGGUGACCUCGUCGCUCACAUCUCCAAAGAGCAUCUUCCCAUCGAGCAAACCCGACGCAAGAUCAACGUUUUCCUGUCCGCGCCACCGGGUGACGGUAUCCGUGUAGCUCGCGACCACUUCAAAGAAUACGUCAAGCCGAUCCUUGUGGCGGCGGCACUGGACUACCAAAUCAUCGAAGGCAGGAGGGAAGGCGACAUCCGUGCUGGUUACGCGGAGCGCAUUCGCAAGUGGAGACGCAAGGCAGGCGAACCGAGCACAGUGGUGGAGGACCCCACGGUCGAGGACGUCGUUUUCGCCGCCAGGACGCAGAUGGGCGUUAUCGAGGAGCCCGGACCGAAGGGUGAUCUGGUCAUCGGUCGUCACACAUGGAAGGAGUACAUUCGUGGUCUGCACGAAGGCUGGCUGGGCCCUCUCGAUCCUCCCCCUCCGCCUCCGCCCACGGAGGAACCCGCUCCUGUGGAAUCGAGCACACCCGCCGCAGAGACCUCCGAGACCAAGGAGGGCGACGCCAACGCCUCCGAGCAGGAAAAGAAGGAAGAGAAGCCUGCUAAACCCGUCGGACCGACACCAGCCUACAUCUCCACAUCCGACUACUCAUCGCAACCCCUCCCCCGUACAAUUCCCCAGACUCUUUCAGGCUCUGUCCCCAUCGCCUUCCCCCACAUCCUGGGUUUCCUCAACACCCCCAUCAGACUCUACCGCUACCUUAACCAGCGCCAUAUGGCCGAGAGCGUAGGCCGCGACGUCGCCGCCAUCGUCCUGGCCUCAUACAGCCGCCCUUACCACACCGGCUCCGGCUCCUCGGAUGCCUCCCCCAUCUCCGACGAUACCCUUGGCAGCACUACCUACGAACAACAGACCGUCCUCGAGGAGGAAGAAAAGGAAUGGCACAAGUCCGUCCACCGCAAGGACGAAGCCAACCCCGACAAGGAACGCGAGUGGCUCGACGACAUCGUCAUCGACCCGCGCCUUGCCUCCCGCAUGCAUCGCUUCAGCGUCUCGCCCGAGGAAGAGGCCCGCGCCCAGCGCAUCCGCGACGGCCAGGAAUACAUCCUGGGUCAGGAACGCCCUGUUCCUGUGUCGUUCUGGAAGCGCAUGUGGGUGAAGUACGGAUACGGAGAGGAUGAGGAGACGUUGAGAAGGAAGCCCAUUCUGGGCAACCUUGACGAGGAGUAAUCCAUCCUCCGAGAAACGAUCUGCGAGAAGGGUAUUGUUGUCACCAUAAAUAGAAAGGGUUUAUUAGAUCUCUAUCUGUGUUUGGGCUAGAGGUAUAUAGACAUAUGCUUACUUUUUUUUUUCUGGUCCUUGGUAUUUUGAGGUCGAUACGAUCAAUUGC
Molecule: messenger RNA, 1660 nt
Organism: Aspergillus costaricaensis CBS 115574
Lineage: Eukaryota; Fungi; Ascomycota; Eurotiomycetes; Eurotiales; Aspergillaceae
Product: Tim22-complex subunit TIM54
Exons: 2
Coding region: 100-1500 (466 amino acids)
Source: RefSeq, a predicted model, not a curated record